Messenger RNA from Penicillium canescens, 1584 nucleotides. RefSeq lists its product as uncharacterized. The transcript is spliced from 5 exons. Gene Ontology annotation, molecular function: carbohydrate:proton symporter activity. The coding region runs from base 1 to 1584 and encodes 527 amino acids. Gene Ontology annotation, cellular component: membrane. Gene Ontology annotation, biological process: carbohydrate transport; transmembrane transport. Lineage: Eukaryota; Fungi; Ascomycota; Eurotiomycetes; Eurotiales; Aspergillaceae. The record is from RefSeq and is a predicted model, not a curated record.
AUGACGUCCAUCAAGGAAAAGGAUGAGCAUGUCGCUCAUGUCGACGUUAAGCACUCCGAGGUUCUGGUCAACAAGGACCUCAUGAAUGAUGCGCUCGAUGGUGAGAACCGCGAGCAUCAGAUGGGCGUUUGGGACGCCGUCAAGAAGCACCCCUGGGCUUGCUUCUGGGCCUUCACUAUGUGUUUCACCAUCGUCAUGGAAUCUUUCGACAUGUUCCUCAACGGUAACUUCGUCGCUCUUAAAGCUUUCCAAGUGGAGUACGGCGUCAAGGUUGGAGAAGCCUGGGUUAUCCCCACUAAAUGGCAGAGUGCCCUCUUCCAAGCCGGUCAAUGCGGUGCUUUCGUGGGUGUCUUUAUGGCCGGUCCCAUCACCAACCGUUGGGGUUACCGUUGGACUACCAUUUUUGCGCUGAUUCUUAUGAACGCCACCAUUUUCGUUUCCUUCUUCGCCAACUCCCUUACCCUCCUGGUGGUUGGACAAGCUUUGGAAGGCGUGCCAUGGGGAUUCUUCAUUGCAAACUCACCAGCCUAUGCUAGUGAGAUUGUCCCCCUGUCCCUCCGUGGUGCCUGCACAGCUACUCUGCAAAUGAGUUGGUCCAUUGGUUCAAUUAUUGUCGCUGCUGCCACCUAUAGCUACAACAAGCGAGAUGACCAAUGGGCGUGGCGUGUGCCUCUUGCUCUGCAGUGGAUCUUCCCUACACCUCUUUUGAUCCUUAUUUUCCUCGCACCUGAAUCUCCCUGGUGGCUCAUCCGCCGAGGACGCAAGAAGGAAGCCCUCCGUUCCAUCGAGCGUCUCGGCGCUGAUUCGACCGAGCACGCCCAACAAUCCCUGGCCAUGAUCGAGCGAACAGUGGAGAUCGAAGCCCAGAUUGGCGGUACCCCAACCCUCCUCGACCUCCUCAAGGGAACCGACCUGCGCCGAACCACCAUUACCUGCUUGAUGUACGCAUCGCAGAACUUCGCCGGUAACCUAAUUGCCAACCAAGCGACCUUCUUCUUCGAACAAGCCGGAAUCUCCCACGACCGCUCUUUCCAACUAAAUCUAAUCAACUCAUGCCUCCAAUUUGUCGCCAACGCCAUCUCGUGGUUCUUCACCGCCUGGUUCGGCCGCCGGACAAUCUACCUAUGGGGCACAGCAACUAAUAUAACCCUCCUAAUCAUCCUGGGUAUCUGCGCCUCCGUCCCCCAGACCACCGCGACUAGCUACGCCCAAGCCGUCCUAGGAAUCCUCAUCUCCUUCGUCUUCGCUGGUACCCUCGGACCAAUUUCCUACACCAUUAUUUCCGAGACAUCGUCCGUGCGUCUGCGCGCGCUCAGCACGGCCGUUGGUCGUGCUGCGUACUACGUUGCUGAGAUUCCAAUGAUCUACCUGGCUUCGCAGAUGCUUAACACCACAGGCUGGAAUUUGGCCGGAAAGUGUGGUUAUGUUUGGGGAGGUACUGCCUGUGUCUGUUGGAUGAUGGCUUACUUCUUCUUGCCUGAGCUUAAGCAUCGCUCUUACCGUGAGAGUGAUAUCUUGUUCAACCGCAAGGUUCCUGCUAGGAAGUUCAAGAGUACCAUUAUUGAUGCUCGCGAUAACGAGUAA